AUGACACAACAUUCCUCAGAGAUAGAAUUCCACGACAAAGAAGAACCUAGCACUCUAGGUUUUCCUCAGCUAAUGGGGAUGGUGUACCAUACGGAUUUUCAAGUUACAAAUGAUGUCACCAAGGGUGAUGAUAUGACCAGAUGGUUAGAUAAUCAAACCGAUGAAGUGAGCUCGAAUUUACUGCAGAGUGUUGAAGAUACUCAAAGUAUACAAUCUGACAUUUCCUUAAUUUCAGAGUUUUUCCGAUCCAAAACAGACUUGGUAAAAUCAUUGUUAGAACGGAAUUCCGAAGGUAACAAUGAUUUUUCUGAACCGGAUCCUAUAAUAUUAAACUUGCAACAACAUGUGGAUGGAACCUCACAGGAUGAGAACGAUGCUAAAACGUUGUUCGAUUUGGAUCCCAUGGAAGAAAUGAACUUGAUUGAGCAAGAAGUUAUGAAUAAGAUUUUCACAGAACGAGUUAUACUGGAGAUUAUCACUACUUUGCGACAUGUUCACAUAUAA
Kluyveromyces lactis is the source of this 504-nucleotide messenger RNA. RefSeq lists its product as uncharacterized. The record is from RefSeq and is a predicted model, not a curated record. The coding region runs from base 1 to 504 and encodes 167 amino acids. The transcript has a single exon. Lineage: Eukaryota; Fungi; Ascomycota; Saccharomycetes; Saccharomycetales; Saccharomycetaceae.